Molecule: messenger RNA, 3038 nt
Organism: Trichoplusia ni (cabbage looper)
Lineage: Eukaryota; Metazoa; Arthropoda; Insecta; Lepidoptera; Noctuidae
Exons: 4
Coding region: 355-1344 (329 amino acids)
Molecular function (GO): nucleic acid binding; zinc ion binding
Source: RefSeq, a predicted model, not a curated record
UUUUUCGCUUUUAUAUUUUGCAUACUAAUAUAUGAUAUCCGAGGUAAAUAUUUUACCCUUGAAUGCAGGAACCUGUAUUAUACUGGUCACCCCGGGAUGGUUCGAUAGGGCGCAGAGCGAAGCCACCCCGACCACCCGCAACUCGCUUGUCGAUAUUCCUUCGUCGCAGUCGCGUUGCGCUCCAUAUUAAAUCGUCGCAUAUCAUUUUUAGUUUUGCUAAAAUGCUUAUGUAAUGAUAGAUUUUGAACUCUUGUAGUUAUAAUUUGGUAUUUUAUAUCAUUAACAGUGAUAGUGUGAGAGUGCAUUGCAGUUCCAGUGUGCUCGAACAUAAGCUUUGAACACUAGUGAAAGAUAAUGCUCAAGCUAUAUUGUCACGAAUUGGGAAAAAAAAAAGACGGGCCCAGCGAAGCUUCAAUUAACAAAUACAAUUCCAAUUCGUGUGAAAAAAUAUUUUCCGGGCAUCUCGGCAUGGAAGUGACGAAAAAAUCAAAAGUGUCGAGUAUGGAUGCGGAAAUUAUAAUAAAGUUUGACCCAGAUAAGAAACACAUGAAAAUAAAAAAAUGGCUUAACACCAUUGACCGCAUCGCCCAAGUGUACUCUUGGGACGAAGAUGAUCGCAUUGUCGUUAUGAAAGCUCGCUUACGGGGCGCCGCCCGGGAAUGGCUGGACGAACUCAAACAUGAGCCAACAACAUGGGACGAGUGGAAAGAGUGUUUAAUUGAUGCGUUUCUACGACCAUAUGAUUACGUCGAUCGAUUGCAGGAAAUGUUAGCAAGGAACAAGGACGACGGCGAAAAAAUGUCGAAGUAUUUCGAUGACAAAAUGCUCCUUAUAAAGAGAUGCGCCUUAAAAGGUAAGGCAGCACUUUCUUGCGUGAUCCGCGGCUUGCCUGUUGAGUUGCAAACGAAUGCAGAGGCAUUGGAUUUCGAAUCCCCAGAUGACUUAUAUAAUAACUACCUGUGGACCUUUGAGAACUAUAAAGAGAAGUCUGACCAAAAACUGACUUGGCAGCAGACGUCUAGGAAGACGUGCUUUUAUUGCAAGAAGACUGGCCACGACACAACCGAGUGUCGCUUCAACCGCUGCACGGUGUGCCGCCGCUUUGGCCAUGACACCAAGGACUGCUGGUAUGGCCCCGGAGCCGGCGCCGCUGGCGGCUCCCAGGCCGCCCGCUACAACAGCUCCAACCCGGGCUCAUCCAGGGGCCGACGAGGCUUCUAUUCAAACACCCAGAACCAGGAGCCCCAUUGGUUCCUGGAAAAUGUAGCGCAGUCGCCAACAUCCACUACUCAGGCUGAGAAGAAAAACAACAACAACAACGUGCCAUUUUACACUCGUCUGUAAACCGGAGUGGCCGAUACCUCGGUACGAGCUAAGUAUGAUAUGAUUAUGGUACCUGAGGACUUUGAGCGGCAGUCGUCACCAUCACGUGUGGACUGCGCGGGACUAAACUGCGAAGGCUUCCUUCUGACUGACUGGAAUAUCGGUAUUUAACACAUAUUACAUCAUAAUAUUACGAAUCUUUUUCAAGUUUUGAAUUCAAUCUCUGAGUGUGUAGUAAUAUUCAUAUUAACAAUAACGUCAAUAGUUUUUUCUUAAAGUAUUCAUGUAGUAGUUGUCAAAGAUUAGGGGACCUAUGGAGUUUCUUGCCGGUUCUUCUCCAUAGGGUUUUAUGUUUGAACCGUGCAUAAUAUAACGUCUUAUUGAUCUUAUUUUAGAUAGGAUACAGAUACCUGUGUAGUGAGCGUCUGUACGACGUAGGCUCCCGAUAGGGGAGCACAUCUCGAUAUUUUUUAAACGUCUUUGUAGUUGGUAGUCAUGAUAACUGACAAUGUGUCAUUGUAACCCCAAGCCACUAUAUCGAGCUUCGGGCCUAGUAUUCGUAAGAAAAUUAUUUCUAUAAUGUUGAGAUGUCUAUAUCUGGCCAAUUUGGAUUAUCUCAUUGUAGGUUUGUAAGUUUUGACUCUUUUCUUACAGUAACAAGCGAGCACAAACAGUUUUAUACGCAUUUAAACAAUAAAAUUGUUGUGAAACGAUUUCAUGCGACUCUGACAGUAGUCCCGUAUACGUUGACUUUUAUGGGAAUAUGCCAUUAAGCACAACACUCCACAGAUGGCUAUCUCUUUGUGUAUUUUGCGAUCUGUCAACUAUCGCAGUCGUAGUCAACAUUGAAUGUCUCCAUCUAUAAAAAUAAAAUUGUAUCAAGAACAACGUGUGCCAAAGAAUGUGUGCCACUUAGCAUUGAUGUAAUACGUCUAAAUUCUAUUAUAACACUGUAGUAACUACACGACUUAAAACGUUUUAAAAACAAAAAUAUUGUAUUAGGCUUAUAAAUUAUUUUUUAUAGUUAGAUAUUAAAUCAGACUGAGUUUUGAAUAUGUAUUAAAAAUGUGACAAUCUGUAUGACCGUUGUCAUCUUCUAUGUAGGUUUUUGACUGUAAGUCUUCUUAAAAACGAGUCAAAACUCUUAGGGUUUUGGUCUAUGUGACCUUACAAGUAUUUAUUCUUAGGUGAUAAGUUUUGACUAGUCUACCGUACCUAUUUUUACUCGACCACCCAAAAACGACUGUAAUAUCUACAGGGAUUAUGAUAUAUAUGUAUGUACGUUAGCUUAUUAUUUUCACGAUAUUUUUGAAUGCUUCAACUUUUUACAUUGUAUCGUGCAUCGCUAGGAUAUAAACGAUACAAGUGAUCUUAAUAUUUGUUUCGCAAAAGCAAUAUGAUUUGCUAUAUAAAAUUACUUUCAAUAUUUGGGGGGUGGUCGUGUUUCAAAUUAUUGAAUAAUAUGCUUGUUCAUAGAUUUUGGAUAUUCAGUUAAGUUCUGAGCGUAGGUAGGUAGAUAGUAUAUAAUAAAUGUCGUCAAUUGAUGUAAUUCUAUUCAACCAUCUAAGUGGAGUAGAUAAUAAACUUAAUAAAAUAAUAAUGAUCGUCAUUUAUUUAUUCACAAGCCCCUCAAUCCUCAAACCAGCUCUUGCGAAUGUAUUCCAUGUCUUAUUUGAGGUAUUGGUGCUUGGGUGUAAUUAAGUUCUACAAACCAA